Messenger RNA from Triticum aestivum (bread wheat), 727 nucleotides. RefSeq lists its product as uncharacterized. Lineage: Eukaryota; Viridiplantae; Streptophyta; Magnoliopsida; Poales; Poaceae. The transcript is spliced from 5 exons. The coding region runs from base 134 to 727 and encodes 197 amino acids. The record is from RefSeq and is a predicted model, not a curated record.
AGGACAAGUUCGAAAAUAUUGACGACAACAUUGAAUAGAUGUGUACAAAGAUGAGAUAUUAGACCAUCUCAAGAAACUUUGGAUCAACUGGCGUGGAGACUUGCACCGGCAUUUUGUGAAACCCAACAAGACUAUGCAGGAAGCUAUGAAAAAGGUACCUAAAGAUAUUCCAAAGGAUGACUGGGAAUGGCUUGUCAAGGAGCAUUUUUUCAGCAGGGAGUUUCUGAAAAAGAGCAAGAGAAACACCCAAAACAGAGCUAACCUCAAAAUGCUUCACCGAUCUGGCAGUAAACCCUUUAGACAGAUAAUUUGGGACAUGGGAGGAAAGGAAAACAAGCCACCGAGUAUGGAUAAACUAUUUUCAGAGACACACAAGAAGGGUACAGACUUCCCUGAUUCUACAACCUCCGCCAAACAUGCAAAAAUUAAGACCAUAGUUCAGUUGAAUCCUGGUCUUUCAAAUGAUGAAGUCAUGCAGAAAUGUGACACAUCUAAGCGGCGUGAUCGCGUAGUUGGAUUUGGUGGUGGAAUUAGAGCAAGAGAUUUGCGAGGACCAGCAUUAAGUAAGGCUGAAUCAAUUUCUCAACUUCAAGCUUCUGAGCAAGCGAAACAAGUACUCGAAGAAAAGGUCAAUGGCAUGGCGCAAGAAGUAUCAGAAAUUAAGCAUCUUCUAUCUGGUAGAUCUCUAACUGAUAGUUCUCAUGAACGCCAACAUGAUCAAGACUGA